CCCUCGCAGCGGGCGGGCCCGGAAGAGCCGGGGGGCGGGGUGCCCGGGCUCUGCGGGGCCAUGGGCGGAUCGGUGCUGCUGCCGCUGCUGCUGCCGCUGCUGCUGCUGCCCGGGGCCGCCGGCGGAGCGGCGGUGUGCGGGCUCUGCCCGGGGCCGCCGCGGAACGACUCGGUCGUGUCCCGGUACUGCGCGUCCCGGGCCGGUGCCGAGAGCGACGGACGGUGCUGCCGGGAGCGGGGCGCCCGCCCGGAGCGGCUGCUCGGGCUGGAUCUGAGCAACUGCUCCCUGCGCAGCCUCCCCCCGGCGCUGGCUGAGGCCGCGGCCACCGUCGUCCUGGACCUGACAGACAACCCGCUGACAGCGCUCCCCAACGGCUCCUUCCUGGGCUUCACCCAGCUGCAGUGCCUCGCGGUGCCGCUGUCGCUGCAGUGCCCGGGCGGGAGCGGCGCCUGGGAGGAGGUGACGGCGAGCGGGGGCGGCCGGCUGUGCCGGGGCCAGCGGAACCUCUGCAACAGCUCCGGGGAGCUCGCCUGGCCGUGCCCUGAGAACGCCGCCUGUGCCCCGGCCGGCCCCGGCCUCGCCCAGUGCCUGUGCAGCAGCCCCUUCCACGGGUACAAGUGCCUGCGGGAGGGCGCGUUCCCCGUGCUGCCGUUCUGCGGGAUCCUGGGAGCCGUCACGCUGUCCCUGUCCGUGCUGCUGUGGGGCACCCAGCGCCGGAAAGCCAAGACCCCCUGAGCGGGGAGGGGGUGCCUGUACUGCGGCGGGGGGGCUGGGGGUGCUGGGCGCUCUGUGCCCCCGCGGCUGCCUCACCGCGGGGGGGCUGGGGACGAAUAAAGUCCGCAGCAUCCUGUCCGUGUGUGUCCGUGUGUCUGUCUGACUCCUGGGGGGGAGGGACCCUCCAGGCAGCUUUGCGGACCCCCGCGCGGGGGUGGGGGUGCCGCCUGACCCACCCGCGCUGCCGGGGAGGAGCCCCCGGAGCCCCGGCCCGAACCCGCGGGGGCAGGGGGAGCCGCAGCGGGGCCGGAUCGCCAAUGCACGGGGCCGGGGGCGUGGCCAUGCAGAUUAGUUCCCGCGCGGCAUGACGGGAGCUUCCCGCGCCACGACAACACCACCCACGGGCGUGCGCGAGUGUUGCGUGGGCGCCGCGUGUGGGCGAGACGCGGGGCGCGGGCCGGGGCGUCGUGCGGCGCGUGCGCGGGUGUCGGCGCGGGGUGUCCGUGUGGUGGGGGUGCGCGGGGCGGCGUGGGGCGGCGCGGGCGCGGGAGCGGGGCAUACUUACCUGGCAGGGGAGACACCAUGAUCAGGCAGGUGGUUUUCCCAGGGCGAGGCUCAUCCCUUGCACUCCGGGUGUGCUGACCCCUGCGAUUUCCCCAAAUGCGGGAAACUCGACUGCAUAAUUUGUGGUAGUGGGGGACUGCGUUCGCGCUCUCCCCUG
Messenger RNA from Columba livia (rock pigeon), 1435 nucleotides. It is a transcript of the gene ATRAID, whose product is annotated as all-trans retinoic acid induced differentiation factor. Gene Ontology annotation, biological process: positive regulation of osteoblast differentiation. The transcript is spliced from 7 exons. The record is from RefSeq and is a predicted model, not a curated record. NCBI's taxonomy places the organism in Eukaryota, Metazoa, Chordata, Aves, Columbiformes, Columbidae. Gene Ontology annotation, cellular component: intracellular membrane-bounded organelle. The coding region runs from base 61 to 735 and encodes 224 amino acids.